Molecule: messenger RNA, 1414 nt
Organism: Cylas formicarius (sweet potato weevil)
Lineage: Eukaryota; Metazoa; Arthropoda; Insecta; Coleoptera; Brentidae
Exons: 2
Coding region: 208-1212 (334 amino acids)
Biological process (GO): ubiquitin-dependent protein catabolic process via the multivesicular body sorting pathway
Cellular component (GO): ESCRT I complex
Molecular function (GO): ubiquitin binding
Source: RefSeq, a predicted model, not a curated record
ACUGUCAAUCUGGACAGCUGAUCGAACGUAUUGUAAGUAGACAUGCGAAAAUGACAAUGCAUUGUUAAAUCAGAACGAAAUUAGUUUUAAUUUCGUCUAGGACAAUGUAAAUCGUAAGUCUCUCAGUUUCGAAGGUUAAUCGGGUGAGGUUCGCGAUUUGUCUCGACGUAUAUGAACUAGUCCGAUUGUGUCCGUAGAAUUAAUAACAUGGCAACGGCUUCGUACGCGGACGAAUUGAAAGUAAAAAUAUCAGAAAAAUACAAACCGCCGUGUAAAAUAAGCCUGCCCGUCACCUAUUCUCAGAGGUUAGCUUUAAACAAACAAUUAUUGGACUCUACUCCCGACUACGAUUUCGGUUUUGAAACGUCGGUAGUGGAGAAAAUGCGGGAAUUGAAGAACGCGCGAAUGGCACAAAUGGAAGAGAGAGAAAAACGCAUGGCGGACGCCCGUAAAAUGUUUGAAGAGAGGAUAGUGAUGGCAAACAAAGAGGAGCGCGAGACAGUGUGCUACAAACAGGCCGGUCAGAAUCACAUUUUAACCCCGAGUCUGGCACCGACCUACUCAACUAUACUAACGCCGGUUCCGUUAACGAAUCAUGAACCGAGUAAAAGUCUGAUCGAACAACGGAAACCUUUCAACAUAUCAGAUUUUGAGACCGACACGUCGAGUCCCUUCGAUAACAUGGAACUAAAGUCGAUCAACGAUCUGGAAGUGUUGGCGCAAGUGCUAAAAAACGACGGCUAUUCGCAGAAAGCCACGACCAGCUACGUCGCACCAGCAGUCUCCGCCUACUCGCAUGUCAACGGGUACUAUUGUCAGCCCAGCGCUUUUGGCGCUCAGCAGACCAAUGAGUACAGAAGUGUGCCCGACAUAAUGAAAUCCCUGGAGCGGGAGCUCAACAGUACUCAUAUAAAUAACGCGUCUAAAUCUCGAGUGACUAGCAGUACCGAAACCAGAGGUUUAAUGAACCCGUUGGACGCGUUACCCAAGGAUCAGCAAGCGCUGUGCCAAUCUAUCGGCUCUAUGGGAUUCCCCCUCGACCGGGUCGCCAGGGUUUGCCAAACGGUAGGCGGGGACUACAAAAAGAUCGUCGAGCAUUUGCUGGCGCUUUCGGAGCUUCUAGAUUUGGGCUUUUCUGAACGGGACGCGUCUAAAGCGUUGCUCCUCAAUGGCAACAAUCGGGACAAGGCGUUGGACGAGCUCAUCUCUUGAACGACGCCCUCUCCGAGACUCAACUGGCUGUGGUAUCGUUUUUAUAAUUUAUUUAUUCCGGAAAACUGCGUUCGAGAAGCAGAACCUUUUCCGGAUCUAGAGAUAUUUUUCGAGCCUGCAAUAAUUUAAGUUCCCGCUUUUCGAGGGCAGGUGGGAGAAGCAAGAGUUUGAAAGCGAGCAAAUCCUAAAUAAAGACAUGAUA